CUAGAAUCAAAUGAGGCUCUUAUUACCGAUUCGGGGUUUAAAUAUGUGGCGCUCUUACAUGACUUUCAAGUUUGACUAGAGAUUUCAUGCAUGAAAAUGCUUGUAAUGCGUUCAUACUUGAGAAUUGGUACUAUAGUAUUUACUCAUUGAUGCUGAUACCUACCUCCUAUCAGAGUAAGCCGUCUCACUUGUACCUGACGAUGCUGUUCUAUGCCCGUUACCAAGUGGGGAGAGUCCGACCGCUAGCUCAAAGUAGAACGAUGGUUUUGGCUUUAAUGGCUAUUAUGCCCCUAAAGUCCGUUGAGAGAUACUAUAUCAUCUUCGUUCGUUCACUUUAUACUAGACAAACAAACAAGAUUGUACAGAAAAGGUUAUACUUCUCUAUCUCAUUCCGUACUUCUAAUAUAAAAUCAAGAUGCCUACUCCAACAAGUGCAAUUAAGGUUGUCUUUGGGUCAAUGACCAUCGGUAGACCAGGUGAUGGAAUCCGUAUCACAACCGUUGAAGGCGCCCAGAAGAUCUUCGAUGUAUUCCAAGCACAUGGGCAUUCAGAGGUCGACUCUGCUCGUGUCUAUGGCGGCGGUUCGAGCGAAGAAAGACUCGCAGAAAUAGAUUGGCAAUCACGUGGCCUCAUUAUGCAAACCAAGCUCUAUCCCACCAAGCGAGCAAUGUCAUGGCUCACAAAAGAUACAUACUCUCUCUCUGCUGCCGAUGUCCGUCGUGGUUUCGAAGACAGCAUGAAAGCCCUGAACACAGAUCGUAUAGAGAUGUUCUAUCUCCACGGUCCCGACCGCAGCACCCCCCUCGAAGAUACCCUUAGUGAAGUCAACAAACUCCACCAAGAAGGAAGAUUCGAGCGUUUUGGAAUUUCCAACUUUACUUCCUGGGAAGUAGCUCGAAUCUGCGACAUUGCCGAGAAAAACGGCUGGGUAAAACCAUCUGUCUACCAGGGUCUUUACAACACCUUCAAUCGUUCCGUAGAAGCAGAACUUAUUCCCUGUCUCCGCUUUUACAACAUGUCUCUCUACGCAUUCCAACCACUAGCCGGUGGUUUCCUCACCUCGAAAUACCAUCGCGAUCAAACCGAAUACGAAGCUGGUUCCCGCUUCGAUCCUUCCAAGCCACAAGGACAAUUGCAUCACGGUCGCUACAUUAAUGAUCGAAAUCUCUACGCAUUGGAGGAUAUUCUUCGACCUGUGAUCAAGAAAUAUGGACUUACCGAGGCGGAAUGUGGAUUGAGGUGGAUGGCGCAUCACUCUUCCAUGAAGAAGGAAUUGAAUGAUGCUGUGAUUGUGGGAGCUAGUAGUCCCGAGCAGUUGGAGCAAAAUUUGAAGGAUUUGGAGAAGGGAGAAUUGCCGGAAGAGGUAGUAGAGGCGUUGGAGAAGUGCUGGAAACACAUCUCCGGAGUUUACAAGUAUUUUCAUUAGAGGAUUAUGGGGUAUGGCAAGCGCUUGAAAUUCCACUCGAAUGCCGAUGUAUAGAAUUGUAGAGACCGAACAAACAUCCAGGAAAAUUUAAUGUCUGAAUAAAUCUGAGAUAAUAGUUGGUUGUGCUUUAGAAUUUCUCGGCUAAAUGUGA
Molecule: messenger RNA, 1577 nt
Organism: Botrytis deweyae
Lineage: Eukaryota; Fungi; Ascomycota; Leotiomycetes; Helotiales; Sclerotiniaceae
Exons: 2
Coding region: 416-1426 (336 amino acids)
Source: RefSeq, a predicted model, not a curated record